GCUCGUUCUCUCUCACUUCCGUUCUCCGCUGCCGCUCGGUGAUACAGAAGAGGGAAUUAGAAAGUAAAGAAAUUUGAACCACUUCCAUCCUCGCCUGGUGUUUGAGGAUGAAUACGGUUUUAUCGAGGGCCAAUUCUCUGUUCGCCUUCUCCCUCAGCGUCAUGGCGGCGCUGACGUUCGGCUGUUUCAUCACGACAGCUUUCAAAGACAGAAGAGUUCCUGUGGACAUCCAUGUCUCCAGAGUCCUGCUGAAGAAUGUAGAUGACUUUACAGGACCGAGGGAGCGCAGUGACCUGGGAUUCAUCACCUUUGACCUCUCGGCUGAUCUGCAGCCAAUUUUUGACUGGAACGUCAAGCAGCUCUUCCUGUACCUGUCUGCGGAGUACGCUACCAAGAGCAACGCUCUGAACCAGAUCGUCCUGUGGGACAAGAUCGUCCGGCGAGGGGAGAGCACCAGACUGACCCUGAGAGACAUGAAGUCAAAGUAUUUCUUCUUCGACGACGGCAACGGAUUAAGGGCAAACAAGAACGUCACGCUAACGCUGUCGUGGAACAUCGUCCCCAACGCUGGAAUACUGCCCCUGGUGGUCGGAACGGGACACAUCAGCCUGCCUUUCCCGGACACAUAUGAGAACACCAAGACUUACUAGACAGGCAGGAGGACGGGUACCACGGGCACACGGGAAGAACGCGGCUACACAUGCAGAUAGAAACACACACAGUCACACAGUCACACAGUCACACUAGUAGACAAUCAGGAACAGUUAAUUGUCGUUUCUGUUGUGUACAUCAUACACAAAAUAAGCGAAAUUUGGUGUCCCCGCAGCAGCGCAACACAACAGAAAAGGCAAGCAGAGAAACAGAAAAAAUACACAACCAGACACAGACACAUACUCAACACACAUUCACACAGAUGGAACGGACAAACACACACACACAAUAAGGACACACACAAACACGACUCUUUGGGUGGGCCUUCUUUUUUUUUUCUUUUUUUUUUUUUAAUAAAAGCUCAAGUUGGUAA
Lampris incognitus (smalleye Pacific opah) is the source of this 1024-nucleotide messenger RNA. RefSeq names its product signal peptidase complex subunit 3 (gene spcs3). The transcript is spliced from 5 exons. NCBI's taxonomy places the organism in Eukaryota, Metazoa, Chordata, Actinopteri, Lampriformes, Lampridae. Bases 108 to 650 code for a protein of 180 amino acids. The record is from RefSeq and is a predicted model, not a curated record. Gene Ontology annotation, cellular component: signal peptidase complex; membrane. Gene Ontology annotation, biological process: protein targeting to ER.